Molecule: messenger RNA, 9285 nt
Organism: Anopheles marshallii
Lineage: Eukaryota; Metazoa; Arthropoda; Insecta; Diptera; Culicidae
Gene: Piezo
Product: piezo-type mechanosensitive ion channel component
Exons: 31
Coding region: 1-9285 (3094 amino acids)
Source: RefSeq, a predicted model, not a curated record
AUGGCGAACUACUUCCUGUGCCUUGUUGUUCAACGGUUGGUUCUACCGCUCAUUCUGGCAACAUGUGUGUUGAUGAGACCGGUAGGACUGGCCAUUCCAUAUGUGGUAUUCUUAUUGUCUAUACCGUAUGUGCCUGUCGCCAACAAAAAAACUAUCUUGGGACCAACUGGCCUGUUCAUGAGGCUACUUAUUCUGUGCGCUGUAGUGGAUCUAGCGGUCACGAUCGUGUUCCAGCUGAUACUGAUCGGCUUUCCCGGGAGUUCGAUUGAACCGUGCAGCUUGGGCGAAAUCGUACUACGCCACAUUGGUCUGGUGUCGUUCAAUAAUUUGAAUGGUUGGAUGGUGGUGUACUGGUUGGCACCCGAUGUGAUCCUCGUAUUCUUUGGCUUCAUAAUACUAUUCGUGCUGAGGAAGCUGACUGGAGUGAUAGUUCCCAGACGUCGGCGUGUUAGAGGUGCUGGUGCAAACAGCGCACAGGAUGACAACGAACAGGGAACGGUCAGUUCCGUACAAGAAUCGGCUGCAGCUGAUGGAGACGAGUCCGAACUACAAACGAGUCUCAUUAGUCCCGAGCGGUUGCCCUUCUUCACGAAGCUGGGCGUGUUGUUGUCGAUGUGUAUGCUGUGUGUGGCAGGCAUCAUUCAACCGUCCGCGCAGAGCGGAGUGUACUUUAUUGUAUUUUUGGGUGCUGCUUCAUGGUGGGCAUGCUAUAAGAAGCUAGAUAGGGCAUUUGGAAUAGUUUUAAAGAUUACGUUGGUGGUUCUAGUCAUACAUAUAGUGCUGUUUCUGGCAUACCAGAAUCCAUGGCCUCAGGAAGUGUUGUAUUUCAACGAUACCACAGCGCGAGUGCUUGCGCUGAAGCCUAUUCUCAAUUCGUCCUGUAACCUAGCCAAUGGGACCGAUAUCCGGAACGUGUCUUUCAACUCGGACUUUGACACGGAUGUGUAUCUCAAUCCGAUCUUCCUGCUCAUCUGCUACUACACCUUAACGAUGACUUCAUCUUUACUACUACGAACAAGAAGCGAUGUGGCGAAGGAUAAAAAACGGAUGGAUCUGUCGAGUCAGCUCGAAAACGGCAUUAGGCUGCAAAAUCAGAUCUCUUUCCGUAUGCAGCGCAAAAACAUUCUGCGCAAAACGCUCACCAGCGAUCGGUGGCGUGGUGCGGCACGGAAGGUGAAACUGAUGCGUCGAGGAACGCAUAGAAUACGAGAUGCUUCUGCAAACGAUGGCAAAGAAGGCGCUCAAACAGAUCAAAUAGCAUUAGAAACGUUAGCAAGGAAUAAAACUAUUUCAGAAGAAGAAGAACCAUCCAGUUUCUUCGAGCAGGCGCUGCUGGCCAUUCGGAAUGUGGCCACUUACAUUUACAAGAAUAGCUACAUCUUUACCAACGUUAUAAUGAUGGUUUGGAGCAUCAUGUAUCACAGUUGGUUGACAUUCGUACUACUGCUGUGGGCUAAUGCAAUCUGGAUCUUACCGAACCAUCGCAGAAAUAUGCUUAAUUCUAGUCCAUUUCUGGUGAUAUAUGCGGAGCUUCUCCUAUUGGCCCAGUUUCUCUACGGGAUGAAUCUUACAGAGGCUGAGCUGCCGACAGUCGUGGAUGGUUCUGGUAUCAAUUUAGAACAAGUGGGAUUCGUUAGACGCACCGAGUAUCCAUGCGUUCCGCUGCUUGUGAAGUCGCUAUUCACCACGAUGUUUUGGAUUUCGUUGCGUCAACGAAUCCAGGAGAAACAAACGGAGCGCCGGGAAUCGAUGAUCGCUAACAUGGCCGCCCCACUGCAGCUACCAGUAGGAGCAGCAACGACUGCCGCUACAGGUCCUUCGUCGGUUACUGAACAUGUGCAAGAUAAAAAAUCGUCUGCGAUCGUGGACAAGAUGGCGAAGUUCGUACGUUCGUUAAUGAUCAAGUUCUGGAUCUGGGUGGUGGCCCUAACGCUAUUUCUUUCCGCCAUCAUCGGUAACCGGAUGACUGUAUUCCGAAUCGUGUACAUGGUGUUAUUCUUGUGCUUUGUACUUACAUUCCAGUUUUCCUUCCGAGUGUGGCGUAGAGUCAUGUUUACGUUUUGGCUGACAGUUAUCAUGUACUCGAUGGCCAUUUUAAUAUUGGUUUACUUGCAUCAAUUUGAGCAGUUUCCAGGGUAUUGGGCAGCAAUAGGCAUAUCAAAAGAGUUACAAGAAGACAUAGGAUUGGAGAUAUUUAAAACUGGUCAGUUGUUUUUACACCUGGUUAAUCCAACAUUGGUUGUUAUCAUUACUGUUAUCCAGCUGCACUAUUGUCAUGACCGGUUUCUGGUUAUUAGUGAAAUACCAACCGUCCAAACCGAGGAUCCGUCGGAAGAUGAAGAAAACCAUGAACCUGCAGCGCCGGUUACCGAAGGUCCCGCCUAUGGUACAUUUACUAAUGCCGAAAGCAAUCCUAUUGAAGCCACUGCAGUACCUUCGGCUCAAUCCAUCGCAACAACAGAAGGACAACCACCUCCAAAACCGUCCAUACCAUCGGAUGCUCAACCAGUGCAAGAAAAGUUCAUUGAUGUAGAUGAUCAAAGUGAAAAGUUGGAAGAUUUUCGGUUCCGGAAGCUCUCGAGACAGGAGAUUACCGGUUUCGCACGAAAGGCGUGGAAACAAUCGCUGCAACUGCUGGAAUUAACUUGGCUGUUCUUCGAGAUCCACAUGCUGAAGAUAGUGUUAAUAGUGGCAUUUUCACUGAGCGUGAACUCGGUCAACUUUCUGCACCUGUUGUACGUUGUGCUGUCGGUUUUCACGGUAAAAGCACACACAACCGGAAAGGAUUCACUGAUGUACAUACAGCUGAUUAGAAUAACGCGCAUCAUGUCGCUGUUCUCCGCAAUAAUGCUGAUCUUAACCAUGAUUUAUCAGGUGAAGUACAUCAAGGAGGAAAAUUUCCAAAGCGAAUGUCCAAAUAUUGAUGCGAACACAACACAGAUGGACAUGAACAAUGCCAAAUGGUUCGGAAUGCGCAAAACCGGAUCGGGUGAAACGUUGUCCGACCUGCUGAGACCAUACCUGGUGUACAUACUUAUAGUGACCGUUCAUACGGUGACCAUUUUACGCCAAACGAUACACCGCAUACGGCUAGGACAGUCACCGAAAACUCCCGCUCUAAUGUUUCCGAAUGUUGUUCGGGUCGAUGCGGACAAGGAUAUACCAAGGAUGAUCCAGUAUUUGUUCAACUACGGAUACUACAAAUUUGGAGUUGAAAUUUCACUGGUGACGUUGAUUGUGGUGAUUGGAAAUCGCAUGGACGUGUUUUCUAUUUUCUACGCCAUAUGGCUCGCGAUUUUGUUCCACAUGACGCGUGAAGGAUUGCAGCGUCUUUGGAAACCACUGACGUGGUUCAUCGUAGUAAUUAUACCUAUACAGUACCUACUGUUUAUCGGGCUGCCACCGCUCGCGUGUGUCAACUAUCCGUGGUUUAUACCGCAGUUGGAUCACUUCCGUAUCUGGGCCAUGCUGCCCGAAAAUACGAACGGGUUUAGAAGCUUUGCCAACAAGAUGGUGUCGGACUUUGUACUGCUAAUGUUUCUCUGUCGCCAAACGGUUGUAUUUCGGUUGGAGACAAAUCCACCGCGGGGAUUCGGUGGGGGCAGCAAUCAGUCGGUGCUGGAGGAUUUCAAAAAGCUUGAUGAGGGAACUUUGCAGAAUCCAACACCGGACUUUAUCACAAAGGUGCGCAAUUGGUUGGAUAUGCUGAAGCGGACGCUGUUUUUGGUGUCCUUUUGGUUUACGUUGGCUGUUGUGUUCCUGUCCGGAUCGAGUCGGGUGAAUUUGUUCUCGAUAGGUUACCUGAUCGGUGCGUUCUUUUUCCUGUGGCAAGGAACAGACUUCUAUCUACAUUCGAUUGAGUAUAUUCUGAAGCGCUGGAACAUUCUCAUAUGCUAUAAUGUGUUCGUGAUAGGCGCCAAAGCAUUUCUGCAACUUUUCGGUUGUCUGUUCCUGGAGAACCUAGUGAACAACAAUUGCUGGGUAAUGCAGUUGUUAGGGAUGAACUGCCUAUCAUCAGCACUUCCACCACUUCCACCUGGUACUGUGGAUCCAGGAGAACAGUGCAAUAUUCCUCAUCCGUCCGAUGCAGGCCUGUUUUGGGAUGGAAUGUGUUUCGCCUUUCUACUGUUGCAGCGGCGUCUAUUCUCAAGUCACUACUUCUGCCACAUCAUCAACGAGUCGAAGGCGAGCAAAUAUUUGGCAUCUAGAGGUGCCGAGUUGAUUGAGGAACUGCGAAUCAAAGAAAGUGCGCAAGAAGCGGAACGUGAACGACAGAUAUUGGAAAAAAUCAAAGCCAAAAUGGAUCGUAUUAAAGCGACGCAGCAGAAAAUUCUGGAGGCUGUGCAAGAUCCUGCCACUCAUGCGAUAGGAUACCACACACCGAUAGAGGACGAAAUAGCGGCCAAUUCAAUGUUUAUCGAAGGCGAGGGUCUCUCGGAAAUGCCCUCGGACAACGGUGGAUUGACGGUGGGACGAGGAUCGUACCAAACGCAGGUACCAUCGCCAAGUUCCGCUCUAAUGACGGUGUCGCUGGAUGCUUAUUUGGAUCCUCAGCGAAUGUCGUUUGAUUCGCCUAAUGAUUUGAUGGCCCGCGUGUGCAGCCCAGAUGAUACGUUCCCUGUGUUUUCACCACCACCGUUUGAUAAGGAGCAACCGCAGUUCGUGGCCACAACCACUAACACGCUUAUGCCACCAACCAAAACGGCACUGCAAACGCGACAGCAUCGCCGACAAUCGAGUUUGAACGCAGUAUCAUGGCCAGCAAAUAAUGAACUAACUGUUAGUCCAAAAGCGCAACAUCGCACAGUGCCUUCCGGCAACAUCUCCAUGCCAACUGAAGAACCCGGUAACGGUCGAGACAAUAAUGACCAUUCUCAGCAACCUUCUCAAUCACCGCGUUCACCUCGCUCUCCGCGUUCGGCUACCUUCGCACCAAACCAACCACGCCACCGACGGUUGUCGAGCAUAGGAUCUGGUUCCGGCGUACCGGAUGAACUGACCGGAGGUGAUGCGGUCGGUGCGCGCCGUCGUUCGAGCUUCUUGGUGUCGCUGUUCGUGGAUGAGGAUACCACGCGGUACGAUGAGGUAACGACCACCGCGAACGGUGGCCCCAUAUCCCGGCGACGGUCGCGAUCACGCAGCUUCUGGGGUCCGGUUGGUGAAGCCGGUUUGCGGGACUCGAUCCGUUCCGCUCGAUCGCGUUCACCUGUAUCACACCACGAGUAUACUGUCGACCAUAGGUCGAGCUUGAAGCGCAAAAUAUCGGAACACCGACCAACGGCCAUACGGUCCGGUGACUAUUACAUGUUUGAGGAGGUGGAACAGGAGUUUGAGCUGGAUCUAAUGGAACCACAUGAAUAUGAAGAUGAUAUGGAUGAAACAUCACCAAAGGAUCAACGGAUCCGCCAUAGGCUUACGCUGGGACGGUUGGCCGCACAAUUGCGCAAGCAAAGACAGCAAGAGGUGUAUGAGUUUGCGUACGGCGACCGUUCUGAUAAUGAGGACACUAAAGAGGUCGAUCAGGCUCCUACACUAGCGUCCAGCGAUCUGCAGGCAGAUGAUCGGCCACAUCCACCGUUACGUCGACGUCUAUCGUCACCGGCCGUUGUACGGCGCAGACAAGUAGGCAUGAGCGCCGGUGAGCGCGGUACGGACGACUGUAAUACUGCCCUACCGGAACGAUCUGCCCUUUCCGAACCAUUAGCACCGCACGAUUCAGCUCAUUCAGCCACUCGACAACGAAAACCGACUGCGUUAGAUGCACCGGAUGCUCAAACGGGAGGCCCGAGUCGGGAGUUGCAUGCCCAACAGUCGGUUACGGACGAAGAGGCACGUCUGCUGAGCGACGAAGAGGAUGAAGUUGAGGGCACUAAGGAAGCUGCCCCGGAAGAGAAGAAGAGUAAAUUUUCCUUGUCGGGAUUAGCGCUAAUACCCGCGUUCUUGGCCGGUGCCGUUGGUUCUCUGACGUUGCGGCUCCAUCGUGCUUCUCGUAACUAUCGUUACGUGAUGCGUGUGCUGACCCGCGAAAAGCAGGUGCUGAAAGAAACGCCCGGCUUCGGUGUUGGUGUACGUGACAAGGACGGUGUAUGGACGCACUGUGUAUCGCGAACGGCCAGUAGUACUUCACCACAGCCCGAAGGUACGGCUCAUUCGGGUUCGGCACACUCAGGCUCUAGUAGCAGUAGUAUAUUGUCCCGUCCCGGAUCGCUUGCAUCCAUCAGUAGAUUCAACAGUAGUAACGUUAACGACAACACUGACUACGAACGGGACUAUGCGGAAGCGGAACAGCCGGCGUCUGCCGUUCCAUCGUCGCCAGCGGUAACGUUCACGGUGUCCGAUGUCCAACCGGACACGGCGAGCGAAAGCGAAGCCAAACCUAACACAAUCCGUGAUCGGCAGGAAUACUGUACAGAACGGCAGCUUGGGGAUGAAGGACUGCAUACAGUAAGUGGAUUAGGAGCAGCGUUAGCGAUGAUCAGUCGUAAAGAUCCGCUAAGAGAAGAACUCGAAUCAUACUAUCACCGUAGGCGCAGUAAUAGUUUACUACCCGAGAUACUAAUCUCGGCACCGUCGGCCGAACGCGGUCUGGACGAAGAUGGGAUACCGUACCGCUACUAUUCCAAUGAUACGCUGGACAGCAAAACCGACGGCAGCUCUACCGAAGCCGUCAAACGUACUCUAGAUGAGGUGAGCUCCGACGAAGACUUCUCGUCGCGAAAACACUCCAUACUGUUCGAGCUGUUUCAAGCAGCAUGGUACGCCGUUAUGUCACACACCGAUUUUAUUUGCUACUUUGUAGUGUUUUUAAAUCAGGUUAACUCCGCCAGUUUGCUUUCACUGCCCCUUCCAUUGAUGGUAACGCUCUGGGGUACGCUCACGUUCCCGCGUCCAGCUCAAACUUUCUGGACGAUGCUGAUCGCGUACACUCAAAUGGUGGUGCUGGUGAAGUGUAUCGGUCAGUUUGAAAUGUUCUGGUGGAACCAGACUCCAAUACCUUCCAAUCAACCGUUCCACGUAGCACGGCUGUUCGGCAUUGAGCGAAAAGACGGCUAUGCAACGUACGAUCUCAUGUUGCUGCUUAUGCUAUACUGUCAUCGGUUUAUACUGAAGUCGCUUGGUCUGUGGAAAUCGGACCCAACAGACGAAGGGGCACUCACAGAAGGACUGUACCAGGUGGACACAAAUGACGAGCGUGCAAAGGCGCUAAUGGCGUUGGCAGACGACAAUGAGAAAAAACGCGAAACAUUGGAAAUACGUCCACCGGAUGAACUGACCGGACUUUCGAUGGUAAAAAUUAACGAAAAAGAUAGAACGAUCGUGGAGGAACCGACAGGCGAAGAGGAGCCAAACGUGCUUUGUGUUACCGUUCAUUCGGAGCCAACGAAAAAGUACUUCCCACAAAUAGCGAAGGCGUCGUUCUUGAGAUACUCAGCGGCAUUGAAGGCGUUCUUUGCCCAGCUGUUCGACCGUACAUCCCGCAAAACGACCGACGUGUACGGAUACAUGUUCCUGUGCGAUUUCAUAAACUUUUUUGUAAUUCUUUUUGGUUUCUCAUCCUUUGGGAGUCAAGACGGCGACGGUGGGGUUUUGUCAUACUUUGAAGAAAAUCGAGUACCAGUCACAUUUCUACUGAUGUUGCUCAUUCAGUUUUUCUUGAUAGUGGUGGAUCGAGCGUUGUAUCUACGCAAGCACAUACUUGGCAAGAUAGUGUUCCAAUUCAUUCUGAUCAUCGGUCUGCACGUGUGGAUGUUUUUCGUGUUACCUGCGACAACGGAGCGCAGCUUCAAUGCAACUACUCCGCCGAUUGUGUACUACAUGAUCAAAUGUUUCUACCUGCUUUUCUCGGCGUAUCAGAUACGGUGUGGUUACCCAGCUCGGAUUUUGGGCAACUUUCUAACGAAGGGCUUCACGAUGGCCAACUUCUCUGGAUUUAAACUGUUCAUGACCGUACCGUUCCUGUUCGAGCUGCGUACACUGAUGGACUGGAUCUGGACGGACACAUCGAUGACGUUGUUCGAUUGGUUGAAGAUGGAGGACAUCUUCUCCAACGUGUAUCAGCUGAAGUGUAUGCGCCAGCUGGAGGAAGAUCUUCCGGCACCGCGUGGUCAGAAGAAGGGUUCGAUGGUGAAAUAUCUGAUGGGUGGUGGAAUGAUGCUGGGAAUAAUCUUUCUGAUCUGGUUCCCGCUGGCACUGUUCGCGUUCAGCAAUGCGGUCGGUCAGCCUAACAUUCCGCACGAUGUGUCGGUGGAGUUACGGAUUGGAACGUACGAACCGGUGUAUGCGAUGAGUGCACAAAACAACAGCAUCUAUGGACUAACCCCAAACAAUUGGUCAAACUUUACGGCACCGUUUAUGGAGCGUGCCGCGCAGACGUUCCUUUCGAACUAUGAACCGGCGGAUGUGGCGGCGGUACAGCUCGGUAUAAGCUCGACUUCCAUCUGGAACAUUUCACCACCCGAUCGGAAUCGGUUGUUAAACGAUUUGAUUAACAACGUAACGCUUACCUGCCGGUUCCGAUACACGAUAAGUAGGAUGACCAAUUCGAAGGAAAAUCCGGGCGUCAUAUCGGAGGAACGCACGUUCCAGCUAGAGGAUGGUCCCGCACGUCAAGCGCUCAUAAAUUCGCUCACUAGAGAGAAAGACAACGAUAUGGCUGCCUUGAUGAACAUUAUGCCAAAGUUUUUACGUGUGCAAAAUAGUGGCUCGAUUAGGCCAGUUCAUCAGCUGGUGAAAACAGCCGAUAAUGAUGAAGCGGAUGAAAACUAUCGGAACAUGCAGUUACGGCAGCUAUACAUGGAUGAGAAAUCGAACGUUAGUUGGUGGGAAGCAACGGAAGAUUGUGCUGACGCGUUGUAUGAAAAAUACUUUAUUCGAUUGCCGUAUGCCGAUUGCGCCAACUAUCUGGUGAUUUACAUGUUCAACGAUAAAAUCUUUCCAAGCACCAUUAGUUCAAUUGCUGCAGGAGGCAUUAUCGGUAUCUACUCGACGAUGAUUCUCGUGUUCUCGCGUAUGCUGCGAACAAGCAUCUUUUCGGGUGCCAGCUCGAAGAUUAUGUUUGAAGAUUUGCCGUACGUCGAUCGGGUAGUUCAGCUCUGUCUGGACAUUUAUCUGGUGCGCGAAUCAUCCGAAUUUACGCUGGAGGAGGAUCUGUUUGCCAAAUUGCUAUUCCUCUACCGAUCACCGGAGACGAUGAUCAAAUGGACCCGGCCCAAAAACGAAGGUGGCGGGGACGAUGAAACGGACACUAUGACGGAUCAGCCCGAAUCGCACCCGAAGCAAGAAUAA